Messenger RNA from Phlebotomus papatasi, 4348 nucleotides. RefSeq names its product mitochondrial uncoupling protein 4 (gene Ucp4A). Gene Ontology annotation, cellular component: mitochondrial membrane. The transcript has 4 exons. The record is from RefSeq and is a predicted model, not a curated record. Gene Ontology annotation, biological process: mitochondrial transport; response to cold. NCBI's taxonomy places the organism in Eukaryota, Metazoa, Arthropoda, Insecta, Diptera, Psychodidae. The coding region runs from base 623 to 1600 and encodes 325 amino acids.
GGAGUUGCCAAAAAGUUCCAUGCAUUUGUUUUGAUUUUCGGAAAAAUGUGUGUGUGCAUUUUCUCAGUCUGAUUUAUUUGCAUUUUUCCACCACAAAAGUGAUAAUGAUAGGACAAAGAGACACAGUGAGAGUUUGUAAAAGUGCUGUGGCAGCGUGGCAAGCAUUUAACCAUACAUAAUCACCUCUGUAGACACUCAAAAAGACCAUGGAAAAGUUCAUCAAGUCGCCAUCAACUUUCUCUUAAAUAAGACAAAACACUGAUAAUUUGUUUCCUUUUGCGGCAUUUGCUAUCAAGUUCAACACUAAUUUUGCCAUUCGUUAGCUCCAUUUGGGAGUGUGUGAGAUAAACGAGCCCUCCCAGAGGUCCCCCGUAUCAAAUCAAUAAAAAAAAACCAGAGAGCUGCGAUAAUGAGAAUUGCUGCUUCAGUCACAAAGUUUCUUUCCCAUUUAUUUGCUGUUUCUACUUAUUUCCGGCAAUUUUUGGUCUUUUCUGUGACUUCUGGGGCCACUAUGGUGUGAUCCCUAGGCCUCUGCAAUCUAUUCAACUACCUGUAGCUGCAUCGUGCUAAAAAAUCUGAAGAUUAACCUCGGUCUGAUCUGCAAACAACGCAAAACGUCACAAUGCAGCAGACAACGCGAACGGAAAUGCGUCCGGUGAAGUAUCACUAUGCGGACUCUUUCCUCUGCACCUACGUCGUCUCCGUGAUAGCGGCCAACAUGGCGGAAUUGGUGACGUAUCCUCUGGAUCUGACUAAGACGCGACUGCAGAUCCAGGGUGAAGCGGCUGUGAGUGAAGGCAGUCGUAUAGUCACCCGGACACAGUACAGGGGCAUGCUGGCCACUGCCCUGGGAAUUGUGCGUGAGGAAGGGGCUCUGAAGCUGUGGCAGGGCGUCACUCCGGCUCUCUAUCGGCACGUUGUCUACAGUGGCGUGAGGAUCGUGACGUAUGACACACUGAGGAAGAGCAUGAUGGCAGCCAAUCAUGAGACUAAUGCCAGCCUGCCACUGCACAAGUCUGCCCUGUGCGGAGUCACUGCUGGGGCUCUGGCUCAGUGGAUGGCGUCUCCGGCUGAUCUCGUGAAGGUUCAGUGCCAGAUGGAGGGCAAACGUAGGCUACUAGGCCUAGAGCCCCGGGUUCACAGCGCUGCCCAUGCUUUCAGGGAAAUUGUGAAGCGAGGAGGAGUUCGGGGCCUGUGGAAGGGCAGUGUUCCCAAUGUUCAAAGGGCAGCUUUGGUAAAUCUGGGUGAUCUUACUACUUAUGAUACCGUUAAGAGGGCCAUAAUGCGACGAACAGGCCUUCCUGAUUGCCAUCUAGUCCACGUGGCUUCGUCAGUUUGUGCUGGUCUUGUGGCAGCUACAAUGGGCACCCCGGCAGAUGUGGUUAAGACGAGAAUCAUGAAUCAGCCGGUGGACAGCACCGGUAGGGGAUUGCUGUACAAGGGCAGUGUCGAUUGUCUCAUGCAGACUGUGUCCAAGGAAGGAUUCUUUGCUCUCUACAAGGGUUUCCUGCCCGUGUGGAUUCGCAUGGCUCCUUGGUCUCUUACUUUUUGGCUCUCCUUCGAGCAGAUUCGGUCAAUGCUCGGAAUUGGUGGCUACUGAAUCCUCUUGUUGGAGAAAAAAAAAUUAAAUACCUUCAAGAGGCAUCUCGAUCGAUUUUUGUUACCCCUUGGAAAGUACCAAUUUUUCCUGUUAGAGUUUUUUGUUUUAAUUUUAUUUUCUAGGUUUUAUGUGGACAAAAACGAACUCAGGCAGAUUGUUUUCAUUUUAUUUUUAAAAUUUUGUUGCAGAGUCGCUCAGCAAUGAUGCCAUUUUUUUUAAAAAGGGACAGAUAAUCCUAACCGGCUUAUGUAGGUGAGAUUCUUAACGUGAGCUAACUCGGAGUGCAUGCAAAUUCGAUUUGGAGCUGAAGUUGGGAGACGCCAUUCAGUUAUCUUGAAUCAAAUUCGUGAAAUUAUUCAAAUUUUGUAUUUAAACCAAAAUAUCAAGCAUUUGGAUAGACUGGCAGAAAAGUAAUAUUUGUUUGAAAUGUAGACCAGAAUGUUCUCUAUAAUUUUCCCAUAGAACAUGAUCUCAUCGAUUACUCAGAAGCCAAGAUAAGCGAGGUUUUUUGUUUCUUAACUCGUUUUUUCAUCCAGAGUUCCCCAAGUAGUCAUUUGUUGAACUUCAACUAUAUCAAAGAAUUGUUGUAUUUUGUGGGACUUUCCAUUUAAAACCCUAUUUUAAGUGUCUUGGUGGAGUAGAGGCAGUCAAAUUGGCAUCUGAGUGAUUUCAAAACGUUAUUAUGGGAAAAAUCAAUUUUUUCACACUUAAACGGCAAAAUCGGAGUGAUAGCGUAGUCUGAGUGGAAAAUGAUGUAUGGACGAAAUGUAGAGACAAAUGUGCUCUACAAUUAUGUCGAAGUAAUCAUCAAAAUCGGUUCAGCGACAGUCGAGAUAAUUGAGGUUAUGUGAUAUUGAAAUUGGUUUUUCGACUGUGGCGCCCCUGGUGUUGGUCCCACAAAGUUCAAAUAUUCUAGAAAGUUUUAGCUUUUGAUGAGAUCUUUCGUUUAAGCCCUCAUUCAUCAAAAUCGGUCACAUAGAACCGGAGAUAUGAUUUUUUGAAUUUCGUGAACUUUGACCCCUCAUAUCUCUGGUUCUAUUGAAACCACAGCGCGCAUACGCACCAUUUUGGAAACGUCCUAGACUGGACUACAACAUACUAAAAUUUCAUUAACUUGCACAAUGCCGUUUUUGAGAAAAGUGACUUUGAAUUUCGAUGAAUUUUGACGCUAUCACAGCGCCACCUGUGGUGACUUUUUGAACUUCCAUCUGAAAGUGCUCAUCGAGACGAAACCAAAAAGGUAAAACUUAGGUCGCUAUGUUAAUUAGAACCGGAGAUAGAGGCCGGUCAAUGUUCGAACUUUGACCCCUUAUAGCUCGGGUCAGGGGUUAUGGAUCGACUUAAGGUUUUUUUUGUUUGAUAGGUAUAAUCAACGGCUACAACAUACUAAAAUUUCAGCCUGAUUGCAUAAGGAAUUUUUGAGUUAUUUAACUUUUAAGAUUUAAAAAUUUUCUUUUAAAUAAUAGCGCCCCUAGCGGUGGUUUUAUGAACUUGCGAUGUUAGAAGGGGAAGUGGCAUUUCACGAGAGCUUUCCAAAAAGCCCUCAUUUUUUAAAUUCUGACAAUUAGAACCGAAGUUAUGGCCAUUUUAAGAAAUUUUUUUUGGACCCUUAUAACUCGGGUCAGGGGGGUCGGGGGACCUUAAGUUUGGUACUGAUGGAAAGCUCUAAGGCCCAGCUAUAACAUACUAAAAUUUGAGCCCGCUCGAUGCCAUAGGGGCGGAGCUAUUGAGAAAACAAAAAAAGGGGGGUCUUCAAAAUGGCGGAAGGAGGGGUGGGGGGUGGGGGGUCAAUGCACCAAGUUGCAAUUUUCACCCGAUAUUUAACCUUUGCCGAAAACCGCAAGUAAAUAUCUUUUUUAGUUUAGGAGCUAUUAAGCUCCAAAGAGCGGCCGGACGGCCGGCCGGCCGGCCGGGAACGUAACUUAGCCCCCCAUAUAUUCGUGAUCAGGAAGUGGCGAAACACAUUUUGGCCAAGUUUGAGCGCGAUCGGACGACAUGAAAUUUUGUUAGGAUUAUAGUAGGUGAGAUUGUUAAGAAUCUCACCUAAUAAAUAUAUAUAUUUUUAAUUUUUCGAAAGUAAAUUGAUUCAUAUCAAAUUCUCAGGAUGUUCAGUUUCAUGGCAAUCGUGCAUGAGGGUACUAUUAUUAAUUAUUGUAACUUGAGACGAGGAGAUUUUAAGAUUUUAUGUAUAAUAAUUAUUUUUUAGACGCAGAGAGAUCAUUGAUUGAAAAAAUGUUUUAAUUUUUGAAUUUUUUUGGGUAUUUAUUGAUGUAAUAACAGAAUUUACAAAAUAAAUUAUAUCAACAUUUUUUAAAAAAUUGUGUUCAACUUCUAGUUUUUAUUUUUAUUGACUUUAAUUUUUUUUGAAUCAGCAUAUAUCAAAAUUCUUUUUUCUUUUGUUACAAAAUGGGAAAUAAAUCAAAGAGAAAAUUGAUGAUCUCUUUGUAGGUCAGAAAUCUUAGCUGUGAUUUCUUUAGAAUCAAUAACUAGAAAUUAGAAGACUAGAAAGAUUUUUGUGGCAUUUUUUGAGUAAAUUUUAGUGUGCAACUAAUUUAUAGGUUUUAGAUUUUGAUUGAUGUUUAACAAUUUGCAGGGAGCAAUAUAUUGUAGACUUGAAUAUUGAUUAUCUUAUUUUUUUUCUCAAAACAAUUGAUGACUUUUGAACUAAAAAUUGUAGGUUCACUUCUUUGUACAUAAAAAGAUUUAUAUUAAUAAAGUGAUAAGAUCGAUGGAAAUUAGUGACAAAUG